AUGCUCCCACUAUCACUCCUCAACACGGCGCAGGGCCACCCGAUGCUCGUCGAGCUCAAGAACGGCGAGACGCUGAACGGCCAUCUCGUCAACUGCGACACGUGGAUGAACUUGACGCUGAAGGAGGUGGUGCAGACUAGUCCUGAAGGUGACAAGUUCUUCCGCCUAGCAGAGUGCUAUGUUCGUGGCAAUAACAUCAAAUACCUCCGCGUCCCCGACGAGAUAAUCGACCUCGUCAAAGAAACACAAGCGCAGAACACGCGCGACAACCACGGGCCGCGCGGCGGCGGCGGUGCCGGCGGACAGGCGGGUGGCCGCGGCGGGCACCAGUCGAGGGGGGGCUAUCGCGGUGGACGGGGCGGUGCGAGGGGUGGGAGGGGCGGACGGGGUGGGGGGCAGCAGUAG
Morchella importuna is the source of this 405-nucleotide messenger RNA. RefSeq lists its product as uncharacterized. The record is from RefSeq and is a predicted model, not a curated record. Gene Ontology annotation, cellular component: U6 snRNP; P-body; spliceosomal tri-snRNP complex. Bases 1 to 405 code for a protein of 134 amino acids. Gene Ontology annotation, biological process: P-body assembly; nuclear-transcribed mRNA catabolic process; mRNA splicing, via spliceosome. Gene Ontology annotation, molecular function: U6 snRNA binding. The transcript is spliced from 4 exons. Lineage: Eukaryota; Fungi; Ascomycota; Pezizomycetes; Pezizales; Morchellaceae.